This is a messenger RNA of Musa acuminata subsp. malaccensis (wild Malaysian banana), 1890 nucleotides long. Its product is annotated as cytochrome P450 78A4. Lineage: Eukaryota; Viridiplantae; Streptophyta; Magnoliopsida; Zingiberales; Musaceae. The record is from RefSeq and is a predicted model, not a curated record. Gene Ontology annotation, molecular function: iron ion binding; monooxygenase activity; oxidoreductase activity, acting on paired donors, with incorporation or reduction of molecular oxygen.
ACUCUUCGUAUUAAACACCACCACCGAGUCAUCUUGUGCUCUCUCCAAUAGUACACCAGUAGUAGCAUCCACAUCACUUGUAACUCUCACUCUUCUUUCUUCCCUCUCUGUCUGUGAUGAGAACCCACUCGGUAAGCAGCCUCCUGUUGCUGAUGUUGUUCCUUGGGGCUGCUAACCAAGCGUCAUGGCUCUUCCUCUUCCUUCUCUUCGCUCUCUCCUUCCUCUCCCCCCUGUUGUUCACCAUUUGGCUUGUCCCCGGCGGCUUUGCAUGGCAUCGAUACUCCGGUGCCGGGUCGAUCGCCCCCGGCCCCAUCGGGUGGCCCUUGCUCGGUUGCCUCACCCUCAUGGGCCCGCUGGCUCAUCGCAAGUUGGCUAAGCUCUCCAAGUCCCACCGCGCCGCCCACCUCAUGGCUCUCAGCCUGGGCGCGACGCCGGUGGUCGUCAGCAGCCACCCCGACACGGCCCGGGAGAUACUCCACGGGCCUGCGUUCUCCGACCGCCCCGCCAAGAUCUCGGCCCGGAUGCUGAUGUUCGAGCGGGCCAUCGGCUUCGCUCCCGCCGGCGACUACUGGCGCCACCUUCGCCGUGUCGCGUCGACCAGCAUGUUCUCCCCGCGGCGGAUAGCGGCCUUGGCGAGCCUCCGGCAUCAGGUGGCCGGCAGAAUGGUGAGUAGAGUUUGGAAGGAGAUGGAAGGGACGGGGUUGGUGGUGUUGAGGGAGCUGCUGCAGGAGAGCUGUUUGGAGAACAUGGUGGGGAGUGUGUUUGGGCUGUCACUGGGAGAAGCGGAGACGAAGGAAUUGGUGGACAUGGUGAGGAAAGGGUACGAGUUGAUAGGGCAGUUCAAUUUGGAGGACUAUUUCCCUCUGGGUGGCCUUUUGGACUUGUCUGGGGUGGGAAGAAGGUGCAAACACUUGUCUAUUAGGGUCAAGGAUCUUGUAGGUAAAAUUGUGGAGAGGAGAAGGCAGGGUGACUACCGCAUGCAGGAUGACUUCCUCAGCCUGUUGCUUAGCUUGCCGAAGGAGGAGACCCUAAGUGACACGGACAUAAUAGCAGUGCUCUGGGAGAUGGUAUUCCGGGGAACAGAUGCGGUUGCUGUCCUCUUGGAGUGGACUAUGGCCAGGAUGGUCCUGCACCCAAGCAUCCAAGCCAAAGCCCAGCAGGAGCUCGACGCCGUGGUCGGAGGCAGGCCGGUCGAGGACUCUGACACGCCGAAGCUGCGGUACCUGCAGGCCGUCGUCAAGGAGGUCCUCCGGAUGCACCCGCCGGGGCCGCUGCUGUCAUGGGCGCGACUGGCGGUCCGGGACGUGCUCGUCGGCAAGUACUUCGUGCCGGCCGGCACGACGGCGAUGGUGAACAUGUGGGCGAUAACCCAUGACGAGUCCAAUUGGGAGGACCCGUGGGCCUUCCGGCCCGACCGGUUCCUGGAGGCGGACGUGAGCGUUCUGGGCUCCGACUUGAGGCUGUCGCCUUUCGGGUCGGGGCGGAGGGUGUGCCCGGGGAGGGCUCUGGGCGUGGCCACCGCUCACCUGUGGCUUGCGAGGCUUCUGCAGCAGUUCCGGUGGACCGCCGGCCGCCCGGUGCAGUUGUCGGAGCGCUUGCGCCUCUCGCUUGAGAUGAAGAAGCCACUGGCUUGUCGAGUGGUCCGGCGAGGUCGUGUUGAUGUCGAGUAGAUGCUUGUGAUGAUGCUUUGUGAUGGUAUAUACUUGUGAUGUGGUGCAGCGUGAGGGAAGGGAAGGGAUGGAGGGGUGUAUGUAGCGCAUGGGGGAGGUGGGUAUGUGAUUUUGUUUAAUGUAAUAUAGCACAAGAAAAUGGAUGGAGAUGGAGGCUUGAAUCUUGUAAACAAUGUACUGCUGUUGAUAUCUUCUAUGUCAUCUACUCACUUGGCCCUUA